AUGGCGCGGCCCGCGGAGAUUUUCGCGCCGCUUUUGGACCGUUUGAACGCGCCGCAUCCGUCAGUGCGGCGAUUCACUGUAGACGCCAUCUUCGCGAGAUUCAAGGCGCCGAGCACGGCGCCGCAAACCUGCGCACCCGCGCGCGAUGCGCUGACGGCGUGCCUGACUCAUGCCACGUCAGCCGUGGUGGACCAAUCCGUAACGGCGCUGUGCGGGCUCGUCCAAUCAGGGCACUGCAAGGCGGAUGAAGCGCUGGCGCAUUUGCUGGCGGCGCUGCCAGCAGUGCGGGGGGAGGUGGGUGACGUGGCGCCUGCAAGUGGCGGCACAGAUUCACGGGAGGGGCGGCAGGGGGGGGAUGUGAGGGAGGGGGGUGGGGGGAAGGAGGGAAGAAGGGGAGGACAACGACGGGAAGUGCAGUGGCGAUGGACGGGAGGCACGCACCCUUUCACACGUCUAUUGGAGACACGGGAAGAGGCGCAUCUGCCUCUGCUUCACCACCUCACCCUCCUCCUCCUCUCCCCUCCUCCUCUCUCCACCACCCCCACCACCACUACCAAGUCAAACCGCACUACUAGCAAUAGCAGCACCACCACCACGAUAACCACCAGCAGUGGCAGCAGCAGCGGCAGCAGCAGCAGCAGCAGCAGCAGCAGCAGCAGCAGCAGCAGCGACAGGGCACUUCUCUUCUCCUCCCUCCUCCCGUUCCUCUGCCGAGCCCUCCUCCCCGCCCCCUCCCCGCCCUCCCGCCUCCGCUUCAAGGCCGCCCUCCACACGCGAUUGGUCCACGUGGCUGCCACGUCAGCAGACCUGUUCCAGCCAAUCACGGCGCUGCUGGUGUCGCUGCUUCCGUGGCACAUGCUAUCGUCAGCAGCGGUGAGUGGUGGUGUGAGUGAUGGUGUGAGUGGGAGUGUGAGCGUCAGUGUGAGUGGGAGUGAGUGUGAGUGGGAGUGUGAUGGCGGUGUGAGUGGCGGUGUGAGUGGCGGUGUGAGUGGCGGUGUGAGUGGGAGUGUGAGUGGCGGUGUGAGUGGCGGUGCGAGUGGCGGUGGGAGUGGCGGUGCGAGUGGCGGUGCGAGUGGCGGUGCGAGUGGCGGUGCGAGUGGCGGUGCGAGUGGCGGUGCGAGUGGCGGUGGGAGUGGCGGUGCGAGUGGCGGUGCGAGUGGCGGUGCGAGUGGCGGUGCGAGUGGCGGUGCGAGUGGCGGUGCGAGUGGCGGUGCGAGUGGCGGUGCGAGUGGCGGUGCGAGUGGCGGUGCGAGUGGCGGUGCGAGUGGCGGUGCGAGUGGCGGUGCGAGUGGCGGUGCGAGUGGCGGUGCGAGUGGCGGUGCGAGUGGCGGUGGGAGUGGCGGUGCGAGUGGCGGUGCGAGUGGCGGUGCGAGUGGCGGUGCGAGUGGCGGUGCGAGUGGCGGUGCGAGUGGCGGUGCGAGUGGCGGUGCGAGUGGCGGUGCGAGUGGCGGUGCGAGUGGCGGUGCGAGUGGCGGUGCGAGUGGCGGUGCGAGUGGCGGUGCGAGUGGCGGUGUGAGUGGCGGUGUGAGUGGCGGUGUGAGUGGCGGUGUGAGUGGCGGUGUGAGUGGCGGUGUGAGUGGCGGUGUGAGUGGCGGUGUGAGUGGCGGUGGGAGUGGCGGUGCGAGUGGCGGUGCGAGUGGCGGUGCGAGUGGCGGUGCGAGUGGCGGUGCGAGUGGCGGUGCGAGUGGCGGUGCGAGUGGCGGUGCGAGUGGCGGUGCGAGUGGCGGUGCGAGUGGCGGUGCGAGUGGCGGUGCGAGUGGCGGUGCGAGUGGCGGUGCGAGUGGCGGUGCGAGUGGCGGUGCGAGUGGCGGUGCGAGUGGCGGUGCGAGUGGCGGUGCGAGUGGCGGUGCGAGUGGCGGUGCGAGUGGCGGUGCGAGUGGCGGUGCGAGUGGCGGUGCGAGUGGCGGUGCGAGUGGCGGUGCGAGUGGCGGUGCGAGUGGCGGUGCGAGUGGCGGUGCGAGUGGCGGUGCGAGUGGCGGUGCGAGUGGCGGUGCGAGUGGCGGUGCGAGUGGCGGUGCGAGUGGCGGUGCGAGUGGCGGUGCGAGUGGCGGUGCGAGUGGCGGUGCGAGUGGCGGUGCGAGUGGCGGUGCGAGUGGCGGUGCGAGUGGCGGUGCGAGUGGCGGUGCGAGUGGCGGUGCGAGUGCGGUGCGAGUGGCGGUGCGAGUGGCGGUGCGAGUGGCGGUGCGAGUGGCGGUGCGAGUGGCGGUGCGAGUGGCGGUGCGAGUGGCGGUGCGAGUGGCGGUGCGAGUGGCGGUGCGAGUGGCGGUGCGAGUGGCGGUGCGAGUGGCGGUGCGAGUGGCGGUGCGAGUGGCGGUGCGAGUGGCGGUGCGAGUGGCGGUGCGAGUGGCGGUGCGAGUGGCGGUGCGAGUGGCGGUGCGAGUGGCGGUGCGAGUGGCGGUGCGAGUGGCGGUGCGAGUGGCGGUGCGAGUGGCGGUGGGAGUGGCGGUGGGAGUGGCGGUGCGAGUGGCGGUGGGAGUGGCGGUGCGAGUGGCGGUGCGAGUGGCGGUGCGAGUGGCGGUGCGAGUGGCGGUGCGAGUGGCGGUGCGAGUGGCGGUGCGAGUGGCGGAUCGGGAGUCCAUGCUGGCAAGCUUAGGCGAGCUCAUGGAUCUAGCCUAUGCCACGUCAUCAUCCACUGAAUCCCAACAAACCCAACACCAGAUCCCCCAAAGCAACCAACCACACCAAUCCCACCACAGCCACCAUCCACACUCGCUCCCCUCCCUCACCACCCGCCUCUCCGCCUGUGCUCUCGCACUCUCUCUUGAGCUGCAAGCCGCCGGCACCACCGCUGCUGGUGCAUCUUCUGCUGCUGCUGCUGGGGCUGCUGCUGCAGCUCCCACUGCUGCUGCCUCUGCUGCUGCUGGUCUGCCCUCCUGCCUCUUCCUCGUUCAAAAGGCCUCUCUGCUGCGAGCGCGGAUUGACUGUCAGAGAGAGGAGGGAGAGAGUGAAAAGGAGGAUGUGGGGAGAAGAGAAGGGGAAGAUUCCAGCAUGGGUGUGGGACAGCUGGGAGGCGUCGGAGGAAUGAGAAGGAUGGGAAGAGAAAGGGGGGAGUCGGAGGAAGCGGAGCAGCAGAGGGGAGGGGAAGGGGAUGCAGUGGAGGUGGUGGGGUUGCUGCGCCUGCUGCUGUGCGGGCUACCAGCAGACGAAGACCACAUCGCUGUGCUCGCAGUGCUACAGCAGACCCUUACCAAGCUGAAUCGGGGAGCUGCUGAAGCCGCUGAAUCGUCUAGGCACAAAGACGUGGAUGAUGAGCUUGCUGACGUGGCAAAGUCGCUGGCGCUUUCAGACGGGAGAAGCACGCUGGCAGGAGCACCAGGUGGGGUGCAUGGGUGCCACGUGUCAGGCUCUAAUAGGUGGCUUCUGGCGCUACAGCAGCAGCUGAAUCAGAUCCGGAAAGAGACAUGUGAAGAAGCGACUGGGAGGUGUGACUGUUGCAGGGAAGGUGUCACUGGUGGGUUGGGGUGGGUGGGGAUAGAGGAGAAUGUGGUGUGCCUUGCUAUGGGCGGUGCGGCGAGGGAAGAUAUUGGAGUGAUGGCUGUUGCAGGGACGGAUUCGCUGAACCGCUGCGCUAAAGCGAGGAGCCGUGUUGUCGACGAAGUCGCAUCGAGUCAUGUUGAUCGCUGUCCGAACGUUGAGAAAGAUGCCUCCUCUCGACUCCUGAAAGAUGAGGUUGACCAGAGUUAG
Messenger RNA from Closterium sp. Naga37s-1, 3684 nucleotides. The record is from the annotation of a GenBank genome assembly. NCBI's taxonomy places the organism in Eukaryota, Viridiplantae, Streptophyta, Zygnematophyceae, Desmidiales, Closteriaceae.